This is a messenger RNA of Lepidothrix coronata (blue-crowned manakin), 1701 nucleotides long. RefSeq names its product misato 1, mitochondrial distribution and morphology regulator (gene MSTO1). The transcript has 11 exons. The record is from RefSeq and is a predicted model, not a curated record. NCBI's taxonomy places the organism in Eukaryota, Metazoa, Chordata, Aves, Passeriformes, Pipridae. Gene Ontology annotation, biological process: mitochondrion distribution. The coding region runs from base 1 to 1383 and encodes 460 amino acids. Gene Ontology annotation, cellular component: cytoplasm.
AUGUACGCGGGGGCGUUCCGGGGAGACGCUGCCUGUGACAGGAAGGGGGGUCCCGGCGCUGCGGUGCCAGGAGCAGCUCCCGCAGGGCCCCAGGACCCCCCCUCGGUGAGGCUCUGGUCCGAUUACCUCAACGUGCCCCUGCACCCCCGGAGCGUCCACGUGAUCCGGCAGUACCUGCACGAUGGGGAUUGUGGUUGUCUGGAAGCCUUUGCACAAGGGGAAAGUCUCCUGCAGGAUCCCGCCUGCGUGGAGGAGCUGGAGGAUCGGCUGCACUUCUUUGUGGAGGAGUGUGAUUACCUGCAGGGGUUCCAGGUCCUCUGUGACCUCCACAACGGGUUCUCGGGGGUUGGUGCCAAGGUGACAGAGCUGCUCCACGACGAGUACUCGGGGAAGGGAAUCCUCUCCUGGGGCCUCACUCCGGCCACGAGUGACGUGGGGGAUCCCCAGAGCAGUUUUUACAGGCUGCUGAACACGGCCCUUGGCAUCGUCCACCUCUCCCAGCACAGCUCCCUCUUCUGCCCUCUGUCCCUCAGCGGGAGUUUGGGAAUCAGGCCACGACCUCCUGUGACAUUUCCAUACAUAAAGUACGAUGCAUCCCUGAACUACCACAGCAGUGCAAUUCUGGCAGCAGCACUCGACACCCUCACGGUUCCCUACCGGCUCUGCUCGUCCCAGGGCUCCAUGGUGCACUUUGCUGACUCCCUCACCUUCUCUGGGAGGAAGGUUGUGGCUGCGUGGGCGUCUCUCCCCUUCCCUGCCUUUCCUGGCUCCUCGCUCCCAGAGAUUUUAAGUGCCCACCAGCAGGACGUGCCCUGGAAGCUCCUCCUGUCCUCCUGGAGGGAGCAAAAGGUCAGCUGCUGUUUUGCUCAGUCUGUUGUGCUCCGAGGAGUUUGCAAAGAAAGGCCCAGCAGCAGCUCCCUGGGACAGCAGCCCCGGCCGCCCCUGCAGGGCUGUGAGAGCCCUGAGGAGAUGCUCCAGCACUACCUUCACACCCACUUCCCAGGCUCCUUCAGCACAGCCCACGUGCUCCAGCAGCCCUGCGACACCCGACCUCCCUUCCCCCAGUUCUUCUCUCCUCUCCUGACCAGACAAGGCUUCCUCCAGGACAAAGCUCCGGGUCACUCCUCGGCAGGGCCCAACAGAGCUGUGCAGAGCAUCCCCGUGCUGGCAGCCCUGCAGGCCUCCCCUGUCCUGCACCAGCUGCUCUCGGGCCUCUGGCGGGACCUGCGGGCGCGGAACGUGCGGCGCUGGAGCAGCUUCUUCACGGCCGGGCUGGAACAGGACGACUUCCAGCAGGCCCUGGAGGAGCUGAAGACUCUGUCCCAGUGCUAUGAAACGGGGUUUGGGGGGGAUGGCUCCGAGGAGGAGGCGGAUUCAGACUAACCCACCUUUAUUCCCGGGGACAGAGGGAGUGGGAGCCUCUUUAAGGUCACUUUGGGAAUCAAGGGAAUGGCUUUGGGGACGCUCCAGCUGCUGCUUCCUUCUCAUUUCACCAAAAUCCCCUUACAAAGGCUGGCUUAAAUUCUCCAGCUACUCACAGCUGUGUUGUAGAGGAGGAAAGCUGCUUUUGGGGGGGCUGUUUUUGUAUGUUUGGGGUUGUUUGUUUGGUUUUUUGUUUGGUUUUUUAUAACUGUGCAAAGUGGAUUUGCUCUGCCCCAUUGAAAUAAACCCACACAAUAAAUAAGAGAGCUCAGACUGUAA